AUGGCCGCCAUCACACACACCCUGGACAAACACAUCGCAAAAGCGGUGCUGAUGUGUGCCGUUACAAGUGCCCGCACGCUGACUACAGCAGAGUUGUCGCAGGGUCUGAAGCUCGACAUCAACACGGUACUCCCCAGCGCGAAGAGUGCUGUUGAAGGACUCUGUGGUCAGCUCGUGGCCAUCGAUCAAGACUCCGGCUUGAUCGAUCUCAUCCAUCCGACGGUCCGCGAAUUCCUCGUGUUUGAGGCAGCCGGCGAAUUUGCCGCCUCGACAUCGCUAGCGCCCGAACGAAUCGUACUCAUAUGCCUACAACUGCUCUGCAGCAGCGGAAUGCGACAUCCCCGCAACAGACGCCUCCUCUCUCAAGCGCGCCCACCCGCCUCACCGUUCCUGGACUAUGCUCUCACGCGAUUCUCGGAGCACAUCGCGUCCGCCUCCUCUGAAAACGAAAAGCUGUUGGCGGCGAUCGACCCAUUCUUGCGGACGAAUAUGCUCAGCUGGAUUGAGAGGCUCGCGGUGGAGGGCAACCUUCACCCCGUUAUGCGAGCAUCCAAGAACCUUAAGUCCUAUCUUGAUCGGCGAGGAAAAUACCAGUCUCCGCUGAACAACCAAGAUAGGACGAUCCUUGUUCUCGGGGCCGGGCCGGGCAUCGGCCGCUGUGUGGCCAGCCUCUUUGCGUCCAAGCGAUACAAAAAUGUUGUGCUGAUUGCUCGCCGCGCCGCAAACCUCCUCGUCGAAAAGAAGGCGGUCGAGACCAUCGUCGGCCACGGCCGGGUCAACGUCAGGACAUAUGCUGUCGACACCACGCGGACCGAGGAACUUUUCAAGGCUCUCGACGACGCCGACGCAGCGUUUGGCAAACCAGAGGUGGUGUUUUACAACGCCGCCCGUGUCCGUCCCUCGACCUUUUUCGCCCACCCCGUCGAGGACAUCGAGUACGACCUCAAGAUCACCGUCAGCGCGCUGUACACAGUCUCGCAACGGUACAUGCCGCAUCUCGUAUCCCUCGCCAAGAUGAACAAGACGGCGGCCCACCACCGGGGCAGCACCACCACCUCUGAGUCUGAGGCGGCGCGGCCGGCGCUCAUUGUCACGAGCUCGGCGCUGCCGCACCAGCCCAUCCCGCAGCUCUUCUCGCUCUCCCUGGCCAAGGCGGCGCAGCGGAACCUCGUGCAGAGCCUGAGCCUGGCGUACGCGUCUGAGGGCGUGCGCGUCGGCGUCGUCACGGUGGCCGGGCCCGUCUCGGCCGAGGACGAGGAGCGGAGCCCGAGGAACAUUGCGCUCAAGUCGUGGGACUGGUUUGAUGGCGACAGCAACGACAACGGCGGGGGGGGUGAGCGGGAGCCGUGUUUUGAGGUGGUAAUUUGAAAAAUUUGUGUGUGGCGGAGGGAGGACCGGAUGGAGCUGAGUGAGGUUUAGGAUACGCGGUGCGAACCUUGGGUGGUUUUCCUCGUUUGAGGCUAAGUAAUGGUAAUAAGUAAUUGCGGGUGAUAAGUGCAAUGGGGAUACAUAGUGUGAUGGAUACAUAGAAUGAGGUAUUGCUUUGAGUUUGAGGCGCGUUAUACCGGUUUCGUUUGGAACAGAGUGCUUGCUCGACUUGACAACCGCACCCGGUUGAUAUAUCG
Parathielavia appendiculata is the source of this 1625-nucleotide messenger RNA. Its product is annotated as NAD(P)-binding protein. The coding region runs from base 1 to 1368 and encodes 455 amino acids. The record is from RefSeq and is a predicted model, not a curated record. Lineage: Eukaryota; Fungi; Ascomycota; Sordariomycetes; Sordariales; Chaetomiaceae. The transcript has 3 exons.